Molecule: messenger RNA, 593 nt
Organism: Tupaia belangeri chinensis (Chinese tree shrew)
Lineage: Eukaryota; Metazoa; Chordata; Mammalia; Scandentia; Tupaiidae
Gene: SFT2D1
Product: SFT2 domain containing 1
Biological process (GO): vesicle-mediated transport
Cellular component (GO): membrane
Source: RefSeq, a predicted model, not a curated record
GUCCUGGAUGCCUCGUCCCUUAGUUUCAGCACCAGGUUGAAAUGGUUCGUCAUCUGCUUCGUGAGCGGCAUCUUCUUUUCCAUCCUUGGAACUGGAUUGCUGUGGCUUCCCGGUGGCAUAAAGCUUUUUGCAGUGUUUUAUACCUUUGGAAAUCUCGCCGCCUUGGCCAGUACAUGCUUCUUAAUGGGGCCCGUGAAGCAGCUGAAGAAAAUGUUUGAAACAACAAGAUUGCUUGCAACCAUUAUUAUGCUUCUGUGCUUCGUGUGCACCCUGUGUGCUGCUCUCUGGUGGCAUAAGAAAGGACUCGCCCUGCUUUUCUGCAUAUUGCAGUUCUUGUCCAUGACCUGGUAUAGUCUGUCAUACAUUCCAUAUGCAAGGGACGCCGUCAUUAAAUGCUGUUCCUCCUUUCUGAGUUGAAAAUCAGGAACUCGUGGCAAAGACUUCCCUGGCUGCGGCUGCCCUCUGCGGUGAAGGAUGCUUUUCCCAGUGAAAGGAUGACCCCGAGAAGCCCGCAGUGGCAGUCUGAGCCCGUGUGUAUGUACUGGUGGAUCUACGCUUGAUUAAACUGUUACGUGCCUGUAACUGUCCUUUCA